CUUUCUCCACACCACUGCGCCACCCACCGCGCCAUCCUCGCUCCGUGGAACCGAUCUCUGCUUCCCAUCACCUGUGGACCUCGGUGCACCGGGCCUGCGAGGCAAUGAGCAGCGGCAGCUCGGCGCUGGAGUUCAGCUCAGUGGUGGCCACAGAGGAUGCGGCAUUUGGGGGCCAUCGAGACUCGACGCCCGGAGUCAGCACCGCAGCGGGAGGAACUCAGAGAGGCGCUGGAAGCAGUGUGGAAAGCAUGACAGACUUGCGGCGCCAGGUCGAAGCGAUCUUCACCUCGAAGCUGGGAGAGUCCGACUCUUUGGAGCGGCAGAGCUACAUCGAAGUGCUUCAGAGUAUUGGUGGUACCUUGCAGGAGGCCAAUGUCCUUCUCAAGGAGUACCCAGAAGACUCAUGGAUUUGUGUGAAGGACUUCUUGGACAUUCUCUUCAGCCCUUCAGAGGCCAGCCUGAAGCGCUACUUCGAGAAGGCUUACAAGGAAGGCGGUGUGUUCUAUCACGAGGAGUAUGAACACGAUGCGGAUGACUGGUGCUGGCUCCACAAGGGGUCUAACAUCAAGGUCUGGCAAGAUGCGCUUGAUCUGACGCAAGCUGGUGCUGGUGGUGCUGGUGGUGCUGGUGACGUAGAAUGCUUUUUCCACUACACCACGGAGCUCGGCUUUCACAACAUUACCAACGAAAGCAAAGAAUUGGUGGAAGUCUUCGCAUCUUUGGUCACAGAGGGUAAAAAGGCCAAUGCCUGGUGGGGCCGAGGUGUCUACUCCGUUCGGAAAGCACCGAAUCAAUGGCCCAACAUCGAGACCCUGCUCGAUAAUAAUUACAGAAACAUGAUGAAGCGUGACAUCGAACUGAAAGGCCGCGAGGCAACGGUAGAGGAAUAUCACUCCAGAGUUGCCUAUUGCAUCCCCAUGUUGGUGGAUGCAUGCUGCGCGUAUGAUGUCUCAAAACGACAGACGCCGGAAAUGGUUGAGAAGGCUCGAAUUGGAUUUGCCAUGGCUUGUGUAUUUGUUUGCAACUGUGUGAAACUAUCUUUGUGUUCGUGCGUUUUGCUGCUUGUCUUCCGCACAGGGCAGGCCGAUCGGAGUGCAGCGCACCAAGUUCACUUUUGCACCAUUAAAAAAGCUUCCAUGUCCAAAUUUAGACUUAUCUACAGCCGGCCAAGGAAUCUGGCUGGCAAGCUGCUGAAUGAACCUGGAAUGCCGCCAAGAGAAUGCAUAGUUGUCCGAGUACAACAGGAGGAGAAGGUCGGCCAUGCUAGAGCAGUGCUGGUGGAAACGCUCCGCUGCCGCGCCGAAGCCAUCACCACCCACCUGGGCUCAGAGCAUGCUGAAACCCUUUUGGCGUUAAGCCGGCUCGCGUCCGUGCUGGAGGACCGCGGCGCCCUGGCCGAGGCGGAGACGCUGCGGCGGCGGAUCCUGGCGGCGGAAGAAGCGCAGUUUGGUCCCGAGUAUCCGAACACGCUCAGUGCGCUGAACAAUCUGGCGCUGGUCUUGACGCGUCGCGGCCAGUGGAAGGAAGCGACAGACUUGUACCGCAGGGUGGUGGAGGCGGACGAGCGUCUCCAUGGAGCUGCGCAUUUGGAGACGCUGGUGCCCGUGGCGAACUUGGCGGUUGUGCUGAGGCUUCAAGGCCAAUUGGCCGAGGCGGAGGCGCUGCAGCGCCGGGUCCUGACGGGCCGCGAGGAACAGCUGGGGUCGAAGCAUCGAGACACCUUAGUGUCAUUGAACAACCUGGCACUCGUGCUUCAGAGCCAGGGCAAGUUGGAUGAAGCGGAGCCCUUCGCCCGGAAAUGCAUGGAGGGAAGGGAAGCUCUUCUUGGAGCAGCACAUCCAAGCACCUUGAUUUCCAUCAACAACCUAGCCACGCUUCUUUACGAGCAAGGCAAGCUCCAUGAAGCAGAAGAGCUGUUCCGAAGAGCUCUUGCCGGAAGCGAAGCACAGCUGGGGCGCUCCCAUCCAGAUACCUUGACCUGGGUCUACAAUUUGGCGAAUGUCCUCAUGAAGCAGAAGCACUUCGCUGACGCGGAACCGUUGAUGCGGAGAGCCCUGGCGGGUUUCGAGUCGCACCUGGGAGCCGGGCAUCCGCACACGUUGAACAGCAUCCGUCGCCUGGCCAAGCUCUUGGAGGCGACCGGCUCCAUCGCCGAGGCUGAGGAGCUUUUCAUCAGAGAGUUGAACGGCAUGGAGGAGCUCCACGGCCCUGAGGAUCUGAAGACGCUCAGAUCGAUGAGCAACGUGGCACGUGUGCUGAUUGAGCGGGAGAAGUUCGCUGACGCAGAGCCAUUGAUGAGGAGAGCCCUGGCGGGAUUUGAAGCUCAACUCGGAGCCAAUGAUGCAGAAACGCUGAGCUGCGUCUAUUGCCUGGCAGAGCUUUUGGAGGCGACUGGCUCCAUCACCGAGGCUGAAGAGCUUUUCAUCCGAGAUUUCAACGGGAUGGAGGAGCUUCACGGCCCAGACAAUGAGGAGACCCGAGGCAGUCGCAGAAACCUGGAGCGCUUCCGGCGCAAGCACGGGCGAUCAGCAGGCUGAGGCAGCAUCUACCUCAUGGCCAAGGCACUGUGUGUGUCACCAUCGUUGCAGCCCAACGGCAUCCAAAGACGAACUAAGUCAUUGGAGGAUCCAAAGAGCUUGGCUUGAGU
This is a messenger RNA of Durusdinium trenchii, 2647 nucleotides long. NCBI's taxonomy places the organism in Eukaryota, Dinophyceae, Suessiales, Symbiodiniaceae. The record is from the annotation of a GenBank genome assembly.